Molecule: messenger RNA, 795 nt
Organism: Thyridium curvatum
Lineage: Eukaryota; Fungi; Ascomycota; Sordariomycetes; Thyridiales; Thyridiaceae
Exons: 2
Coding region: 1-795 (264 amino acids)
Source: RefSeq, a predicted model, not a curated record
AUGCCUUCUCCUCGUCCUUCAGGAGGCAGUAGCGCCGAUGACCUGACCAAGGAGCCGCCAGUACCGUCGGAAAAGGCACCGCCCCCGUCUUUCGAGGAGUCGACGCGGCAGCAUGGGAGCACCACCGCUGUUGCCGCCUCGUCGAGCUCCUCGCAGCCCAUCUUCCAGACGCGCUUCGCCUGCAUGUCGCUGAACAAGAGCGACCGCGUCUGCUUCUUCAACUUUGGCGCUGAUGAUGUCAAUGCCAUGCGCGCCCUCUUGCAGUCGGCCUGGACUCGUGGCAUCCAGGACGUCCGCCGGUCCGGCCGCGGCACGGAGAUCAAGCUCCACGGCCGGCCCUGGGGGAUGUCGACGGGCAAGGAUGAGUCGCGCAAGCUCAUGCGCCGCAUGCUCGAGACCUUGUAUGACCGCGGCUGGGUUCUGCAGUCCUCUGUCGAUGUUAGCAAGUCCGAGUCUGAUAGAGGUAGCGACCGCCUCAAGAUCGCCAGCCCCCCUGCGCCCGAGGUCUGCGCAGCCCUCACGCAAGCUUUAGGCAGAUUCGUCAUCUCGCGUACCGAGAAGACGUGCUACUACUUCGAGAUCAAGUUUCACGGGCGGCCAUGGCACGCCAGCGAAACCGAGGCCAUCACAGGCCGCGUCAUCCUGCUCCAACUGCUUGAGACGCUCGAGAGUUUCGGGUACAGCCUGUAUGCCAGCAUCGACCAAAAGGAUAGUCGUGACUCUAGGGAGGCUGAUGAGUUGUACAUGCACAGGGUGAAAGGUUGGGUAUCAGGCAUGCCGGUGUGGCACGGGUAA